AUGGAAGAAGCAUAUUUUUUCGAAACUCGGUCCUAUUCGCUAGAGCCGAAUUUAUUACAUGAUGAGAAAUUCCCGUUCGAUGAUAUAAAGGAGCGCUCAGCAAGGAAAAAUAAAACGCAAACUGAUAAGAUCAACGCUCUUCGUGAGAUUUUGGAGCAACAAUGCAUAGAUAAAUUUCAAGACCAGGAGGAAUCUUUGCUAUAUAUGAGGUCCUUUGAUACUAUUUAUGAAAAUAGCGGCGACGACUCAACUUCAGAAAGUGGAAAAACUUCUCCUUCAACGUGUUUUGAAAUUCCAUAUACGUAUAAUACAAUUAUUUGGGUAAAGAACAAAAGCAGUUUAAAAAAGACAAACAUUAAGCCAUUGGAGACACACCAAAUUGUGACUGAUGAUGGACCAGUUGAGCUGAGGUUUAACAUUUUUCCAGUUUCUUCAGAAAAGCAAAGGAGUAAGCCUUGAGUUGUAGAUUCCAUGAUAUGCAUUAUCGAAGAUUUAAAUGAUGUGCAAGAAAUUAACCGACUCAAAUCUGAGUGCAAUUAUGCAUGGAGUAAGAUUGCUCUUAUUCCUAAUCCUGAAUUAUAUUCUAUAAUUCAAUCAGGAGCGUAUAUCAUCGAGAUACCAAUUUUUAAAUCUUUAGGAGAAUGCUUAGAGCAGGUGCAUAAAGAUGAUAUAGCGUUACAAGAGGAUCUUCAAAAUUGGUUUUAUCAUUCAGACCAAGAGAAAAUACUAUAGAAAUUUCCCAUAGAUGGCGCUGUUUGCCCUUGAUUUGCCCACUGGGGAAAUUUUUUGGUUCGACCAGUCCCAUAUGGUUUGGUCAAACCAAAAAAUUUUUCUCAUGGGCAAAUCAAGGGCAAACAGCGCCAUCUAUGGGAAAUUUCUAUAUCAUUAUUUCAAGAAAAUUUAAAAUCAGGAUCAGAUGGGCUCAAUAAUUUUUUAAAAAGAAUUAAAGAAGGAAACGCUAGUCUAAGAGAGUUCAAUUAUUGAUGAAAGAAAGGCAAGCAGGGCGGCUUAUCAAUUCAAAAGUCAUUGCUGUCAUUUCUUGCUAAAAUUGCAGUUAAUUUCUCGAAUUCUCUUGAUUCACUAGAAUUGCUUGGAAACGGUCUUUUUUCCAUCGACAAAACGACGCUGACAAAAGAGCUUUCUAUAAAAAUUGGUCCUGAAUUUCAAAAUCCUAAAUCCAAACUUUCAUUGGUUUUAGGCAAAAGUGCUAAAAGAGAGCAAAUUUUAAAUGAAGUCAAUAAAGCUCUUUCAUUUAAUAUGAGGGAAACUUGAUUUUCUAUCACUUUAUCAGCAAAAAAUGGGACGAGAUUUAUAAAUUUGAUAUCAGAUACAUUUAAAGCCAUUUUAAAUUCCUGAUUAGCUUCUUCUUAUGAUGGCGGCUUUAUAAAGGACUGUAUAGGAAUUGAAGUUAAGAAAAUUGCGGAUAAAAUUUUUAUUGGACUUUGGGCUGACUUCACUCAUUAUCAGCUUGAAAAAGUAAUGAAAGUCAUUGAUUUUUUAGAAGAUCAUUUCAGAUCCCCAAUUGAUGAUUUUCUUGAUCUUUCCUUGACUUUUCGAAAUGGAAUUAAAGAAUUACUAAUUCUCCAAUGAUGAAUAAAAUUAUCAAUUUUAAAAAAAAAUAUUUUUGCAUCUAGAAAACUAAAAAAUAUAUCAAAUAUAUUAUUAAGAAGUACUGAAAAUAUUUAUUGGGUCAGAAUAAUGUUUUUAAAUUUAAGACAUUACAUUACAUUACAUUAGAAUUUAUAUCGCUUAACGUCCACUACGGGGUUACAACUCCAGGUUUAUCACUCGCCUUUCGUCGCAUCGGGCCCACCAGUCUGCUGGAGACAAACUCGCUUCGAUCACCAGGGUGCUUCUGGGGCAAAUGUCCACGUCUUCGACGGCUCAUGGAUGAGCUACUUGCUUGUACAUGGGUUGCUUUUCCGAAAAACCCAAAAAAUGGAUUUUUCUGGUCGGCUAUCGGCAAAAAGGAAAAAUGCAAAGCCUGGGACGUAACGCCCAGUUUCACGCUAGGGAGUUGCCCGAAUGGUCCAGAGGACUUUGCUGGGCUUCCCCUUUCCAACCUUGCACCCUCCUUCCCACGAGGAAAAAUCCACCCCUGAGAAUAGACUAGGGCUAGGCUCUGAAAGCUACCAGAAUUGCUUACCUAGCAUUGCUGUCCAUCUCUGAAAUGGUAAAACCUUGCCGGAUAUAAUUAAAAUAUGAGUCGAGGCUGCAUGGCCGGGAGGCCAUGCCCAGACGAAGACGCCAUAUUUUAAUUAUUUUUAAAUUUAAGACAGCUUAACAAAAUAUUGAUAUUUUUUAGCCGAAGGAUUGAGAAAUAAAGAUACAAGUUCUUUGUUCGAUGCUUUAAAUUUAACUUUAACUUUCGUUCAUUGAAAGCAAUUUGCAGACACAAUAGCAUCCAUAAUGGAUAUGAAUUCUUUAUAUAAGUUUUUUCCAGUACUCGCAUUACUAACAUCAGGCAAAAUAGACAUUCGAUUAAAAUCCCUUAUGCAAUUCCGGAAUAUUUCCCCAUUUUCUCUCAUUCCAACUAAUCGCAAAAUAAUUGAUCAUCUCAAAGAUUUCAUCAGCGUUUACAUAAAUGAAGAUCUCCUUCUAUCUAAUCUCCUUAAUAAUAUAAUAGGAGAGCUCAGUAAUAAGAUUGAAAUCUUCACACGAUUUAACAAUUUUGGGGCAAAAUUAACAAUUGAAGUUGAAGACCUAUUUGAAUUUUUUCAAGAAUGUAUUUAG
Messenger RNA from Blepharisma stoltei, 2733 nucleotides. NCBI's taxonomy places the organism in Eukaryota, Ciliophora, Heterotrichea, Heterotrichida, Blepharismidae. The record is from the annotation of a GenBank genome assembly.